Messenger RNA from Miscanthus lutarioriparius, 567 nucleotides. The record is from the annotation of a GenBank genome assembly. NCBI's taxonomy places the organism in Eukaryota, Viridiplantae, Streptophyta, Magnoliopsida, Poales, Poaceae.
AUGGCGGGAACAAGGGUGUCCUCCCACUUGUCCAUCUUGUUACUACUAGCAGUGGUCUCACUGUGCGCGCACAGCGCAGCCGGUGACGAGGGAAGCAGCAGCGCGGACGCGGACGGGUAUGCUGGCCGCCGCGCGCGCAUCGCGGCCACGGUCGCCGAGCUCCUGUCGGUUCACAACGCCGCCCGGCAGGUGGUCGGGGUGCCGCCGCUGACGUGGAGCCCACAGAUCGCGGGGUACGCCAAGGACUAUGCGCACUCGCGGCGCGGGGACUGCGCUCCCCAUCGGUCGCCGCUGUUCUACUUCGGCGAGAACCUGUUCGUGGGGAGAGGCCGGCACUGGAACGCCACGGCGAUGGUGGCGUCGUGGGUGGCGGAAGGCCAGUGGUACGACUACGGGAGCAACUCCUGCGCCGCGCCGUCGGGUGCCGGGUGCCUGCGGUACACGCAGGUGGUGUGGCGCAACACCACGCAGCUCGGGUGCGCCAGGAUCGUGUGCGACUCCGGCGAUACUUUCCUCGUCUGCGACUACUUCCCGCCAGGCAACUACGGCACGGGCAGGCCCUACUGA